CAAAAUGAGAGGAAAGCUACCGAACAUCAGUGAGGCAAAAACAACGGAGUUGAACGUGCGUUACAGAGACGCUGAACAGAAAGGCAAAUCAAAGAUUUCUGCUGAUGAACAAAGGGGAGCUGAGUAUUUAAAAGUUGACACAGUGCUGGUUCAACAAGACAAAGUGGACAAGUUUACAACACCAUUCAACACAAUGCCACACAAACGCAAGGCAGGGACCUGCACUUUCUCAGUUUUUGGAAAGGCACGGACAAUUUCAAUAUCCCAGCCAAAUAUAGUAGAGGUCAUUCACAAGUAUGCUGAACCCGGGACCAGUCUAAAGACCUACAGUGUUCACAAAGCGGAUGGCUUUUGGGAAAAUGUCUCAAGAGAUUUGGGAGUGCCUAAUACACGUCUUAAUAGGAAAAAAAUUCUCAAGGCAGUCCUGAAGUAUGAAAAGAAUGAGGAAGACAUUGUUGUUGCGCCAAAGUCUCCAAAAUCUGUAGGAAAUGUACCUUUACCUUCAGGAAAUGAGGAUGCACUUCAAAAAACUGCAGAGAGCGGCAUCCAUACCCCAGACACACGAUCCCUCGAGAGUGACUCUAAAUCUUCAUCUUCAAAUGCAAAUGCUAAGUCUUUUUGCGUGGAAAUGGAGAAAUGGAAAGACAAACGCAUUAAACGAAAAGGUGUGUACGUGUCACCGUUAGUGACAGAACUGCCACUGAAGAAAAAGAAAACUGAGGUCUCAUAUUUGUGGAAACAACAGGAAAUGGACAUUGUUGUCUCUGAGGUCCCAUGUCAGGUUAGAGGUAACAUUGUCAUACGUCACAAGGACUUCCUGACCCUUAGACCACACAGCUGGCUUGUUGGAGAGGUCAUUGAAAGUCUCCUGCACCACUGGGCCAUUCGGCUAAAUCUGGGAAAUGAUAUCUACAUUAUGAACCACUACACGAGCGGUGAGAUCCUCUGUGAAGGGACAGAACUAGACAGGAGACAAAGCUUGUCCAAGGUGAACUUUGACAACUACAGAGCCAUUUUAUCCUUUGUAAACAUUGGAAAUAAACACUGGAAGUUACUGGUUAGUACAAGCAGCAUUUAUGUGAAAACAGUUUGUUUCAAUAACACGUUCUUCAUGAUUUAUGUACUUUUAAAAUUUAUAUAUCUAUCGCAGUACAUAAAUGCAGAUGACAGCUGUCUGUAUUUGGUCGAUCCUUCAAGAAACUCUUCGGAGCAGGAAGAGUCUGACCGUGCAGCCAAAAGAUUCUGUGAUUACUUCAAAAUGAGAAGGACAUGCUACAACAAAACAGACUGGGUGAAUGUGAGACUUCGAGGAGGAGUACUGACACAUCCAUUUCAACAGGAUGGUUCUAGCUGCGGAGUAAUGGUCAUCAUGAUGGCCAAAGAAGUAAUGGAAGCAUUCCCAAAUAAACCAGAAAUGACAUUUUUGACGACCAAAAGAAAGAUGGCCCAGGCACGAAGGACAUUUGCACAGACAAUACUUGAGGCCUCAGCGAAGCCACACAAUCCAGGACCCUCCAUCACUGACUGGAGAUCCAGUGUGAUAACUGCAACUACAGGUUCCAUUCUGAAUGCCUGGAAAUGACAAAUGAACAGCUCAGCAGCGCUCAGAAGACAGAGUGGAAGUGUGUUCUUUGUGUAACCUAAUUCCACAUG
This is a messenger RNA of Pelmatolapia mariae (spotted tilapia), 1653 nucleotides long. RefSeq lists its product as uncharacterized. The transcript is spliced from 13 exons. The record is from RefSeq and is a predicted model, not a curated record. Gene Ontology annotation, biological process: proteolysis. Lineage: Eukaryota; Metazoa; Chordata; Actinopteri; Cichliformes; Cichlidae. Bases 5 to 1582 code for a protein of 525 amino acids. Gene Ontology annotation, molecular function: cysteine-type peptidase activity.